AUGAGAUUUACCCGGCAAGGGAAACUAAUUUUUACUACAAAGGAUCCGGGAUGUGCAAAACAACUUCUUAGCUUAGAGCAGAUUAACGAUACUAAGGUUACUUCAAACGUUAUUUGGGAAGGAGUUACUUCUAGAUUUCUGCUUAUUGAUAUGCCCACAUGUGUUCCACUCAAAGAAGUUGCAGAUGAACUGCGACAGUUUAAUGAUAUUGAAAUCAGAGAGAUGAGACGUUUUGUCAAACAAAAUUCGACACAACAAACUUCUCCAAUUCUCGCAACAAUUCUGGGUACUUCUCUUCCAGAUUCAGUUAAACUUUGGCUUACAAUCCAGAAAAUUCGACCUUUUAUCUAUCGGCCUAGACAGUGUUCAAAAUGUUACAGUUUCCUACACCCAUCUAGGAUAUGUUCGAAAGACCAAGUUUGCCAAUUAUGUGGAACAGAACACGUUGGAAAUUGUCGAAACCCAGUUAAAUGCCUUAAUUGUCAAGGUUCUCAUGCAGCAACAUCUCAAGCAUGUCCCUUGUACGUCAAAGAACAACAAAUUUUGGAUCUAAAAUGUCGUAACCACCUCACUACGGGGGAAGCACGACGCAUAUUUAAUGCAUCAUCUAAUACAACUUAUGCGACUACGGUCGAGUCUAUGGUGCAGCAGUUAAUUCAUGUGAUUGACAAAGGUGAAAAAAUUAAAUCUCCAUCCAGGAAGAAAAAAGCUUUACUUAAUGCUUCGAAAAACUUCGCUAGUUCUACUAGUCAACCCAUGCAAUGGGACGCUGGUGGCCCUGCUGGGACUUCGGAUUAA
Argiope bruennichi is the source of this 798-nucleotide messenger RNA. RefSeq lists its product as uncharacterized. The record is from RefSeq and is a predicted model, not a curated record. The coding region runs from base 1 to 798 and encodes 265 amino acids. The transcript has 2 exons. Lineage: Eukaryota; Metazoa; Arthropoda; Arachnida; Araneae; Araneidae.